This is a messenger RNA of Drosophila grimshawi, 1873 nucleotides long. It is a transcript of the gene Alas, whose product is annotated as 5-aminolevulinate synthase, erythroid-specific, mitochondrial. The coding region runs from base 80 to 1705 and encodes 541 amino acids. The transcript has 2 exons. Gene Ontology annotation, molecular function: pyridoxal phosphate binding; 5-aminolevulinate synthase activity. NCBI's taxonomy places the organism in Eukaryota, Metazoa, Arthropoda, Insecta, Diptera, Drosophilidae. Gene Ontology annotation, biological process: heme biosynthetic process; hemoglobin biosynthetic process; erythrocyte development. Gene Ontology annotation, cellular component: mitochondrion. The record is from RefSeq and is a predicted model, not a curated record.
AGCACUCUUGUUUUUCUUGCAUAAUUAACAGUUGUGCGAAAAGUCCAAUCAGAGCCAGUUGAUUAAAAUUUGCUUAAUCAUGCAGUGUCCGUUCUUAAGCCGUUUCAAUGCGAAUUAUGUACGCAAUUAUGCAGAGGUUUUGUAUCAGUCCUACGGCGUUUUCUGCCCCGUAGUUAGCAAAACUAUUCCCACUGUCAAUGGAAAAAAACUUUCACUGGCAAAACCAACACCAUUCGGGGCAGCGACUGCAUCAAGGUCGUAUUCGACGUCGUCAAAUAAUAAUUAUUCGGUCGGUACGAAAUCGGCACAUGCGGAUGAUGUAAGCGACAAGCGGAAUAGCGCAACAGAUGCCAACUCAACGUUCCACUACGAAAAGUUCUUCAACGAGCAGAUAAUGAAAAAGAAACGAGACCACUCGUAUCGGGUUUUCAAGCGUGUCAAUCGCUUGGCUGGCGACGGCCUCUUUCCCCACGCCCUCGAAUAUUCCAAGCAAUCGGAGAGACCGAUCACCGUUUGGUGCUCCAACGACUACCUGGGCAUGUCUGCCCAUCCGAAUGUGAAGCACGCUGUGGCAAAGGCACUGGAGAUGCAUGGAUCAGGUGCAGGUGGAACUCGGAACAUUGCUGGAAAUUCUGUGCAUCAUGAGCAUCUGGAGAGGAAGCUGGCGGAAUUGCAUCAGAAGGAGGCAGCGCUCCUGUUCACCUCGUGCUUUGUGGCAAAUGACUCGACAUUAUUUACGCUGGCGAAACUGUUGCCCGAUUGCCACAUAUUCUCGGAUGCAGGCAAUCAUGCGUCAAUGAUUCAGGGCAUAAGGAAUAGUGGUGUGCCCAAGCACAUCUUUCGGCACAACGAUGUGGAACACUUGCGCCAACUGCUCCAACAGGUGGACAAGGCGACACCGAAAAUUGUUGCCUUCGAGACGGUGCAUUCCAUGACAGGAGCGAUUUGUCCGCUCGAGGAACUGCUCGAUGUGGCCCAUGAAUACGGUGCGCUGACAUUCAUCGAUGAGGUCCAUGCCGUUGGUCUCUAUGGGGAUCAUGGCGCUGGUGUGGGGGAACGUGAUGGUGUCCUAUCCAAAAUGGACAUGAUAUCGGGCACAUUGGGCAAGGCAUUUGGAAACAUUGGUGGCUACGUAGCUGGCUCGGCCGCUCUCAUCGACAUGGUGCGCUCCUAUGCGGCGGGAUUCAUCUUUACCACCUCGCUACCCCCAACUGUGCUCUGUGGCUCCCUCGAAGCAGUGAGUAUAUUAGCCUCGGAGGAGGGACGACAACUGCGAAGCCUUCAUCAAAGAAAUGUCUCCUAUUUGAAGAACUUGCUCAAGAGAGAAGGUUUUCCCGUCGAAGAUACACCGAGUCAUAUAAUACCAAUUAAAAUUGGUGACCCGCUAAUAUGCAGCGAAAUAUCGAACCGGCUCAUCGAGCAAUAUGGCCAUUAUUUGCAAUCCAUCAAUUACCCGACAGUUGCGCGUGGACAGGAGAAACUACGCUUGGCCCCGACUCCAUUCCAUACAUUCGAAAUGAUGAAUGCGCUGGUGACCGACUUGAAGAAGGUGUGGGAUGAGUUGAAGCUAUCGACAAACGUUCCGUUGACGCCCAGCGCUUGCAUGUUUUGCAACAGCGAGAGUUGUUUCCAUCAGGACAACUGUCCUGGCCUGGAGUGCGGCAUUCCCAAUUGUCCUCGCCUGGAAAUAUCGAUUGCUGCUUAAUCGAGCAGCGUUAUCUUCUUUAUGUAUUCUUGUACGGCUACUUUGCUGCUUUAACUUGACAAGUUGACAAAUUGUGACAAGUAAAUUACAAACAAAUAACGGUUUUGGUAAUAUAACAUUCAUAUUAAUGGUUGUUGAAAUAAUAAAUUUCAAAUUCAAAUCUCUAAA